Baudoinia panamericana UAMH 10762 is the source of this 702-nucleotide messenger RNA. RefSeq lists its product as uncharacterized. The transcript has a single exon. NCBI's taxonomy places the organism in Eukaryota, Fungi, Ascomycota, Dothideomycetes, Mycosphaerellales, Teratosphaeriaceae. Gene Ontology annotation, molecular function: DNA binding. The annotation marks the transcript as partial. The record is from RefSeq and is a predicted model, not a curated record.
AUGGAGACGUAUAACGGUCUCGUGCGCACGCCUGCCGAUGCGAUAAUAUUGUUCGAGGCAUGCCGCAUAGGCCUACUACCGCGCGUACAGCGCCGCCUGUCUGAGAAGGAACGUCAGUCCAUCAAGUCAGGCUCCGUCUUUGUCUGGGACGAGCGCGAAGCCGGCAUGCGACGAUGGACUGACGGCAAGUCUUGGAGCGCAAGCCGCGUGUCUGGGAGCUUUCUGACGUACCGUGAAAUGGAGGGCAAGCGAGGCGGCAGUAACUUUGACAAGAAUGCCAACCGUGACGGCGUUCAAGGUGCUGAAGCUGAGGACGAUGGCGGGCCUGAUGGGUACCGUUACAAGCCGGAUGGCUUGAUGAAGCAGUCCUUUUCAAUCACAACGAACAAUGGCCAGCAUCUGCACCUGAUUAGCUACUUCUCCCGCACGGCAUCGCAGACCCAGACCCUUAUGCAGCCGACUAACGAUCCGCAACUGCGUCACAUUCGACCGGAGAAAGGCAUGUACCCAGAGUCGACCGUUCAUGAGCAGAGCACCAUUCCCGCCGUGACCCGCGGCCCAAUGAGCUCACCCGGCUACGUACCUGCAGCUCAUCAAUCACCAUAUGCACGUCCUGGCCACUACCCAUAUCCUCAGCAGCCAUGGCCACCAAGUCCAAUGCAUACUCCACCGCAGCACCCUGGCUACGGACCAUACUAUCAG